Messenger RNA from Odocoileus virginianus texanus, 2903 nucleotides. NCBI's taxonomy places the organism in Eukaryota, Metazoa, Chordata, Mammalia, Artiodactyla, Cervidae. The record is from RefSeq and is a predicted model, not a curated record.
CAGGUUUGUGACCAAUAAUGUAUGGGAUAGUAAUCUAUAAACAAUAAAACCUCACAGUAGUUGGCUGUUUUUAAUCUUCUCUGGCCGCUCUUAAUUUGGGCAAAGUGGCUGUACGUUUAAAGAGAUGUGUUCAGGUCCAUGAAAAACAUCCUUUUUCAAAUUAGGUUUUAUCAGUCCUCAGAUUUCUCAAGGAGCAGCGAAGGAUAAUCUGAACAGAGAGGGAGGGGAGGACAAAAUUCCUCAGCUAUUUCUUCAGCUCCUUCCCACUUUCACGAACCUAACCUGGCACCCUGGAGGCUCGGAGCCCCGCCCAUUUCAUCUCAGCCCUAACAAUUCUUCCGCGACGGAUUUCCUCACUAGCCAAUGACGCUCCGUGGCGUCAUUACUUUGCGCCACAGUGGACAAGUCAGAGGCCGCCCCACGUGUACCGUGUUGACUGUCAAUGUCUCUUGGAGCCCAAUUCCCGGAAGCUGUGAGUUCUGCGAGAAGUUCUGCGCUCGGUGCCCCGAGUCUGCGAAUUCCCAACAAUGAACACUACAGGCGUGCUGUCCUUUACCCAGCAAGCCUGGGAGCAGGUGCUGGCCAAAGCGAAACGGGCCGUGGUCUACCUGGACGCCGCCUGCGCGGAAAGCCUGCACUGGGGCUGCGGGUCCUCGCGGUUGCUGGAGGCGGUGGGGAGCCCUGCGUGUUACCUGCGCGAGUUCGAGCCCGCCGCAGUUGGUGGCGGAGCCGAGCAGCCCAAGGCAGUGUUUGUGUUGAGCUCCCUGCUGAAAGGCCGGAUCGUGGAGACCCUGCGGGACAUCAUCUGCCGAAGUCACUUCCAGUACUGUGUGGUGGUCACGGCUGUGAACCACGCAGUCCAUCUUACGGCUAAUCACGUGCCGGCGGCGGCAGCAGCCGAGUUGGAAGGGCAGCAGCCAGUGUUCGAGCAACUGGAGGAGAAGCUGUGUGAGUGGAUGGGCAACAUGAACUACACAGCCGAGGUGCUGCACGUGCCGUUGUUACUCGCCCCGGUAGCUCCCCACCUCGCCCUGACCCCAGCGUUUGCUUCCCUUUUCCCACUGUUACCCCAGGAUGUGCAUAUCCUCAGCAGUGCCCGACCUGACAGGAGGAGGCUGGGAAGCCUGGCUGAGGUGGAUGCCGCUGCCCUGCCCCCCGACCUGCUGCUGCAGAUUCGAUGCCUGGUGUCAGGGCUCAGUGCGCUCUGUGAGCAUUUAGGCGUGCGAGAGGACUGCUUUGCUGUGGGUUCGCUCAGUCGGGUCAUCGCUGCAGAUCUGGCCAACUUUGCUCCUGCCAAGAACAGGAGGAAGACGGCCUCAGGCAGGGCAUCAGUGGUCUUUGUGGACAGAACGCUGGAUCUCACAGGGGCUGUAGGACAUCAUGGAGAUAACUUGGUGGAGAAGAUCCUCGCGGUGCUUCCCCAGCUUCCAGGCCACACCAGUGAUGUGAUGGUUAACAUGGUGGAGCUCACUGCACUCCAGGCUGAGGAGGAGAGUCAGAAUGUGGUUGUACCCGGCUGUCUUGCACAAUCCAAUGACCCUGCAGCCAGAGCCCUGUGGGACGCCUUACUGAACACCAGGCACAAAGAGGCGGUGAUGGAAGUCCGGAGACACCUAGUGGAGGCAGCGAGCAGAGCAAACCUGCCCAUCAAGAUGAGCAUGGGGAGAGUCACUCCGGGGCAGCUCAUGUCCUAUAUUCAGCUCUUCAAGAACAACCGCAAAUCCCUGGGGAAUCACUGUGGGCUCCUACAGCUUGGGCUGGCCACUGUUCAAACUCUGAGACACCCACAGGCGGCCAAGUGGGACAACUUUCUGGCUUUCGAAAGGCUCCUUCUCCAGAGCAUUGGGGAAUCGACAAUGUCUGUUGUAUUACAUCAGCUGCUGCCCAUGAUUAAGCCUUUGAACCAGAGGAGCAAUGAUGACUACAGCCCCGAAGAGCUGCUGGUCCUCCUGCUAUAUAUUUAUUCCGUCAGUGGAGAGUUCUCAGUGGACAAAGACCUGGGUGAAGGUGAAGAAAAAGUGAAGAAAGCGUUGGCUCAGGUCUUUUGUGAGGAGUCUGAAUUGUCACCUUUGCUGCAGAAAAUCACAGGCUGUGACUCUUCAAUUAACCUGACAUUUCACAAAUCCAAAAGUGCUGUGGAUGAACUCUUCACUACGCUUCGGGAUAUUGCUGGAGCUCGGAACCUCAUGAAACAGUUCAAGUCUGUAUAUGUUCCUGGAAAUCAUACCCACCAGGCAUCCUAUAAACCGCUGUUGAAGCAGGUCAUGGAGGAAAUAUUUAAUCCCGAGAGGCCAGAUCCAGUUGACAUUGAACACAUGUCUUCAGGCCUCACUGAUCUCCUUAAAACUGGAUUCAGCAUGUUCAUGAAGGUAAAGUCACUGUGACAAGGUAAUCCUAAGUGUAGUGCUAUCUUUGCUGGGCUUGAAAAUGCUGAUCCCUCCUUAACCCUGAGUAUCACAGAAGAGAAUGUCUAGCCUUUCUGAAAUCAGGUACAAUCUUUAUGUAACUUUUGCUUAUAAGCAGCCUGACCUUCUAGCUUCCCUUAACCUAAGUAUUAUGAUCUUUUCUGAUCAAUAGGUAAGGACAGAGCCCUCCAGGGUAGUGCUACUGAAAGUAUCCCUCCUGGUUCACAUUUUCACUUAACACAAAUCCACAUACAGAUCUUAGUGGUAGUGUUGUGCCCUUAAUUCUAGAGCUUACUGUGUGGGAUAACAAGUAACUCUCCUCAGUCAUACAACCAGCAUCAUCCCACAAUCCAUUUGAAAAUGACUUUUAAUUUGGCUUAACAGACUCCUGGGUGACAAGUACGAGAAUUUCUCUAGCUAAUAUCGAGGCUAAGUCAAAAUUACCAAACCGCCUUUGCAGUGGAGAUGAAAGGAGGAAAAGUACACAAAUGUGAUCUA